Messenger RNA from Cornus florida, 1507 nucleotides. RefSeq lists its product as uncharacterized. The record is from RefSeq and is a predicted model, not a curated record. NCBI's taxonomy places the organism in Eukaryota, Viridiplantae, Streptophyta, Magnoliopsida, Cornales, Cornaceae. The transcript has a single exon. Bases 150 to 1247 code for a protein of 365 amino acids.
AUUUUAGCGGAAUCUCCGCUAAAUUCAGCAGCAUCGUCUUCAAAACCACCACUUCUCUCUCUACCCACUCACACACAGACACAGUGACUCUCUCUCUCUCUCUUUCUAACACUCAAUCGAUUGUUUUCAGUUGUUGCGAGUUUGAGAAAAUGAAAGCUUCAAUCAAGUUUCGUGAAGACCAAAAGCCUCUGUUUCGGGCCAAAGUUCCAGUCAACAUCCUAGGGUUUCCAUUUCAAUCCGGUAUAGUUGCUGGUGAAUCCAAAGAACUCUCUUUGAAUCUCGGCACUUUCUUCGAUUCAGGUCCCUCUCUGAAGAUUGCCUAUCGUCCCAAUGAUUCGCUCAAUCCUUUCGGUCUCGUAUUCAAAACCGGAACUGGUCACUUCGGGUCGCCGAUUUCGAGCUCCAUGACCAUGAGCGCUGAGUUCAAUCUGAUCGGCAACCAAAACCCUAGCUUCUUCGUUCACUUCAAGCCUCAGUUCGGCGACUUCUCGAUUAAGAAGUCACAAUCGUCGGAUUUUGUGAAGAACAUUAAAGCAAAACCAAACGGCGUCGUGCCGGCAGAUGAUGCCUCGGUGGAGGUAAUCGAUACGCCGCUUGUGAAAAGUGGGUACUUCACGGAGAACGGACUGUUCUCCGGCGAUAAAAUUACGAUUUCGCCCUCGGAAUCUCAGGCGGCGAGUAUGAUUGGAGCUUUAUUAAACGGUACGGAGGUGAGUGCGAGGACCGUCUUACCGGUGAGAAAGAGCGCCGUCGUGAAGUUCCGUUGGGGAGUAAGAUUCCCGGCGGCGGCAGAGGAGGGGUUAGCGGCGAAGACUAAUCCGACGGCUGGGAGUUCGUUUCAGAAGAUUCCGCUGCUCGUGAUGAACAAAAUUGGGGUCGAACACGUGGUGGAAGAUGAUCCAAAUGAUUCAAACAAGGUGGGACCGACUCUACAGUCGCCGGGAAAUGCCGAAGUGGCAGAGGCAUGCUUCAAAGUUAAGCAACAGCUAGAAGUUAUACAAGCUGAGAAUGGGUUACUUAGAAAAACUUUAGAUGAUCUGAGGUUGGAAAUUGUCGGCGGAAAAUCGGCAGGAGUGGUUGAUUUUGGCAAGUACAGAGAAGGGGUCAAAACUUCUGGGGGUAAAGUUGAUCGGAGGGGCAACGGCGAUAAGAGAUCAUCGGAAUCAAAUGGUUUUGGCGGUAAGGCGACGGAAGGGGACGUGAAUGAGGAGUUGAAGAAGGCGUUGAUGGGGGCUACUGGUGCCUGAAUCUGACGACACUGCCGGAAAUAUGUAAUCUGAUUCAAUCUACUGUUCUAUAGUUUGCAUUAGGAAGGACUCAGACUCAGUUUUUAUUUCUUUUCUUUUUUCUGGGAGUGAGGUGAGGUUUCAAUUGGCGUAUGUUUUAGUUUUUGAAUUGUUUGUGAUUUUGUUAAAAAAUUGGGUUUUUGUUUGGUCAUUAAGAUGUGGACCAUAUGGUUGUGUAAAUUUGUUUUAUGUGUUUUAUACAUAAGGUUAUGUUUGGAGUC